This is a messenger RNA of Macrosiphum euphorbiae (potato aphid), 345 nucleotides long. The record is from the annotation of a GenBank genome assembly. NCBI's taxonomy places the organism in Eukaryota, Metazoa, Arthropoda, Insecta, Hemiptera, Aphididae.
AUGACGUUUGCAGGCGUGCAGGUGGCUAAUCGCGGAUGGUCCGGUCAAGUUUGGCUCGGACUGGUAUCGGCAGCUAAUCGCGGAUGGUCCGGUCAAGUUUGGCUCGGACUGGUAUCGGCAGCUAAUCGCGGAUGGUCCGGUCAAGUUUGGCUCGGACUGGUAUCGGCAGCUAAUCGAGGAUGGUCCGGUAACGUACCGACUAAACUGCAACAGCGUCCGUUCAGGAACGUGGAAACUUGCCGCUCGCAAUUCGGAAAAUACGCUUUGCAUCACUUCCGUCUCAGUCGACUGCAAGUUAACGGAUUGGUUUUCUGGGCAAUUCAUCAUGAUCAUACUAGAAUAUAA